Molecule: messenger RNA, 1982 nt
Organism: Owenia fusiformis
Lineage: Eukaryota; Metazoa; Annelida; Polychaeta; Sabellida; Oweniidae
Source: the annotation of a GenBank genome assembly
UGUUGCUACCUAAGUGUGGUUUAAACCAGAGUAUACCGAUGGAAUAAACCAUUAGUUCCUCCCACGUUACUGAUAAUGAAGAGCUGCAUUAUUUACUGACACAUCCACCGUAUGAGUCAAGUACCCAUGGUACUAUUUCUUGACUAUUGGAAGAAGCCGGGGAGCUGAGUACUAGUUGCAUUCCAAUUGUAAUACUCUCAAAGGAGUACACGUCUUUUCUCUUAACUUACAUUACUGUCAAACAAAAUUACUUGAUAUCGGCAUUUUGUUUAGGUUAUUGAAAUUCCCAAUGGCUCCCGGCGAGACGAACUACAGCAUAUACGAUACUAGUAUAUGCGCUCAUCGUUAGUGUUCAAUUCAAGUUCAGCGGCGUUGUAACAUCGUCCUGGAAUUCUGGCGCAGUAUCAAAAGAAAUCCUCCUGCCUGGCAAGAUAUUUUUCAUCUUCACUGUUUGUUCUCAGGUAUAACGAGUCAAUAUGUUAGGCUCUUGUCAGUAUCUAAAGGUAAAGAGUAUUUCUGAUAAACACCAGCGAGAGCAGUAUUGGUCUAUUAGUGGAAUAAUUAACGGCUGUAUAUCAAAAGAAUAAAACGGGAAAUAACUGGGAAGAAGGCAGAGAGCAGAAGCAUUCUAUGCAUUCAUGUACAAUCACCCCUGGCAGUUCCCAUGAAAAUAAGCAUUCCUUCAAAGCAUUCAACAGAAAGGAAAUGGAUUUAUUAUGGACUUUAUUAUAUAGAUAUGGUGACGGCAAUAUGUAAUUAUAUAUAAUGAGCGUCCAGCCAUUCUCCGCAGAUUACCAAGCAGUAUCAGAAAGUGAAGCUGCGAUGUCACCCGGGGCCAUGACAACAUCAUCAAACAUAGUACGACACGUAACGAGUGCGAACUCUCAAACAAGCCCAAAUGCAACUUCAUCCCUUAUCAAUAGAGGGAAUGGACAUAAGAGUCACGGUUCAACGAGUACCUCGAGUAAAUUCAAAAGUGCGGCCCAAGCUGCGAUCUCUGUUUUCGCCGUCAGGUCAAGGCUAUCUAAAGGCAGCGGAAAGAAGAAAGAACAUAACCCAAGUGAAGCUUGUCUGCAGCUCACAAAUGAACUGAAUCAACAAAUGGCCAGUCUUUGGAUAAUGAUGACGUCAUACAAUUUUCCAUUCUCGGAAGAAUAUGCCGAGGAUGUAAAGUGGGGCUGCUACAAAUGUACAGAAAUUUGCAGGCGUAUAAGACCUCUCAUCCUCGAUACAGUGCGCAGGCACAUAUUCCUGCAAAGUAAAGAUCUCCUUCAAAAGCUAACAAUGCUCUGCAAUUGUGUGACGUUCUUCCUUAAAGUACUUCAAAAAUAUGCUGACGUUACAUAUAGGGCGAACAUACUUCCUGGAAGAGAGGAAGUACAUGUAACGGUUACAACUCGAGACAAAUCGAAAGAGAAAUCGGGUACAGAAAAUCAGCUUCGAGAAAAGUAUGCAUCGUUUACUCAGGAUCAAGUAACGCAAGAUAUUCUAGAGAUCAUCCAGGUUAUACAUGAAAUGCAGGAGAUUAUACCAUGCGCGGAGAUGGAAGUGGAGAGUUUAGAUAUGGUUAACGGUGAUGCUCUGUUGGAAGAGUUCCAGGCCACGUCCAGGAAUCGGACCAGGCGAUCGACGACAAUACAGAAAAUACGACAAAAUCAACGAUUUCUUAUAUGCUGUAGUUGUAAGGAGCAGUUUCUGUGACGACUGCUGGGAGAAAGUCGUAACCAUAUACAAUAUACACUUAUUGCAUUACUGGUUAACUCUAUAAUUCUUGACGAGUUGUCACGUUUUGUUAAUAUGAUCGGAAUAGGAGAAGACCCCAUCCCCCUUGGUGAUUACUCAUAGACGAUCAGAGUGGUUGAGUUCAACGUAUUACUGGAGCGUUUUGCAAGUGACUAGCAAAGUUGUUUUUAUUUGAACAAUUAAUUUGUCCGAUCUGUCGCACAAAUGUAAAAGAAAAUAAAUAAAUGAAUAGAUAGAUA